This is a messenger RNA of Saccostrea echinata, 469 nucleotides long. Its product is annotated as transmembrane protein 35B-like. The transcript has 2 exons. Bases 1 to 459 code for a protein of 152 amino acids. Lineage: Eukaryota; Metazoa; Mollusca; Bivalvia; Ostreida; Ostreidae. The record is from RefSeq and is a predicted model, not a curated record.
AUGGGGUUCAUCAGUAAUCUAGACAUCGCCCUAACUUGGAUCCUCCCAUGCUUAUGCAUUGUGGACGGUUGUAUCAAGGUCUUUCCAUUUAACACAGAGCUUUAUGGAGAAAUUGCACGAGAAUUUCAGGAUUUCUCCAAGGUUUGCCCUUUGACCUUGAUCGGAUACACACCUAACCCGGACAAUUACAGGAUAUUUGUCGGGGUGUACGAAGUUUCCUGCAGUCUGGCUGUACUCUUCUCCAGUGAAAUAAAAACUGUAGCCACUGGGAUUCUGGCUCUUAUUUCCGGUGGUGCUAUUUUUACCCACAUUGCACUUGGGGAUACUACUUCCGCCAUACCACCUGCUGUGACGGGAAUGUUGUUCUUGUUUUUGUAUAUCAGGGCUUAUAUGGCAUCUAUGGAGUCGACACCAAAACAGUCCAAAUACAAAGUACCAAAGAAACUCAAAACCAAAUGAAUAAUUUGUU